CAACAACUCUUGUUACUCAGUGUUCUUUUAAAGAAUAAAACGCGAAACAUCUUUUUAAAUUCGUUUAGUCGGUUUGUCAUGCCUGCACAGAAUGGAUGUUUGUUUUUUUGUGUCACAACAGGUCUGUAGUUGUUGUAAUUGGCACUUUUAACGGUUUUGAGUCUCUUCACGUUGCUUAAGACUGUUAUCGACCCAUGGGUAAAGUUCAUCAGUAUUUCUAACAACAUGGAGGUAAAGGAUGUAGAGAAGUGUUGCUGUGUAGUCAAGGUUUUUGAGACUUUUUUAGGUAAGAAAGCCGUGAGUUGCAGUGGGGUUAUCGUCGAUCCUCAAACUGGAAUAAUAUUAUGCACCGGGCUCCCGUUUUCUCGUUUCAUUGCCGACAAAAAGGAGCCCCUGUCUGCAGACCAAAGGUUCAUAUCACCUCACAGCUUCAGUGAGAAACUCAAAAUCCGUGUUAGCUUUCCUCCAGAUCUGGACGCCAGCCUGUCUGCCCAUGAAGAGGCAUUGUCACCCUCCAGAAACAAAACAACACAACAACGGGAGGUAGCAGCCGAGUUGUUGAUGCUGGUGAACUGCCUGGAGUUCAAGCACGCUUUUCAGGCACUUUUCCAAGAGGCUGACCAGUGGAGUUUCCAUGGCAACGAAGAGGAUGAUAUGCUGAUUAAAGAUGCUCAGUUCUUAAGCUGGUUCGCCAUACUCAAAGCAAGUGAGAUUGCAGACAGCAGUCAGAGUUCAUGCACUAUACCCUGGCAGAGUAGCUCAUCUCUGCAGAAAGGAUGUCCUGUUGUUGCAUGUGGCUCACCCUUUGGCUCCCUCUGCUUGGAUCUCUUCAUCAGCACUCUCAGCAGAGGUAUCAUCAGCAACCUCGCUGGAGAGGACAACGCUGUCAUCCUCACAGAUGCUCGGUGUUUGCCAGGAACAGAGGGUGGAGGCUUGUUUGUGGUUAAAGAUGCAGAUGUGCGCCUAAUUGGACUGAUUGUGUCUCCGUUUGGGUGGAAGGCAAACGAGUGGAUAGGCCUCACUCUAGUCUGCUCCAUCCACUUGAUCUUUAAGAGCAUCAUCAACUGCAUGAGCGUUAAAGACCCACUCAGAGAUGUUUGGCUCCAUAAGGGAGAGGCAGAACUUCUUAUGUCCACCACAGCUCAGGAGUCAAAUGUUGUGAAAUACCCCACUGUGUGCCUCGUGGAUAGUGGACAGUUGUGGGGAUCUGGGGUUGCUGUCACAUCUCAGCUGGUUGUGACCUGCCGGCAUGUCGUCAACGGGAAACCAACAGUCACCUUGAAGUUUCAUCACAAGGACAGAGUCCAUGAUGUUAUUGGUGAUGUCCUGUUUUCCACCAAAGCAUCAUCACCCUAUGAUCUGGCUUUGGUGCAGAUGAGAGACUCUGUCAAGAAGACCUUAGCUCCUCACAUGGCUCAGAGUUUUAAUCCAGGUGAAUCUGUAGUUGUAGUGGGAUAUGGUGGGUUGGGUCGGAGGAGCGGCCCGUCCUUGACUUGUGGUGUCCUUUCCAAAGCCAUAAAGUUGAAUGGCCAGCCUGUCAUGCUUCAGACCACAUGUGCAGUACAAGCAGGGGCCAGCGGGGGCGCUGUAGUACGGAGACACACAGGAGAGCUGCUGGGUAUUGUGUCCAGCAACACAAGGGACAUAGCUUCCAAAGUGACCUACCCACAUCUCAACUUCAGCAUCCCAGUGACUGUUUUCCAGGGACUGUUGCAACACUUUGAUGACACAAAGGAUGCUGAUGUUUUCAGAGAGCUAGACACCACAGAACAAGACGUCAGGAGGGUGUGGAGGCUACAGGGGGCUCCAAGCAAACUUUAACAGAAGGCCCCUGCACCAGGGAGUAUGCUAGAGAAAGUCAAGAGUUAGAUUAUAAGCAAAAUUAUCUUUGAUUAUCAUAUCAACAGAUGUAUUAUUUUAACAAAACAGCUGUUUUGUAAUUUAUUACUCUCAACUUUUAUACCUCACUUUGUCAAAAAGACAGUUAGUAGGUCAAAGAUCUAAGGGAGUUAUUGCAACUGAAGCGAGAAUCAUUAAUUUUUAAUGCUGAAAGAAAGAAUAAUGCAGUAAACAAUGUAAAUUAUUUAAAGGGUCACUUGAUGUUAAUAGGAAGUUUAAGUGUGUUUAAGCCUUCCUUGUUUUGAUGAAAUGU
Molecule: messenger RNA, 2152 nt
Organism: Cheilinus undulatus (humphead wrasse)
Lineage: Eukaryota; Metazoa; Chordata; Actinopteri; Labriformes; Labridae
Gene: tysnd1
Product: trypsin like peroxisomal matrix peptidase 1
Exons: 4
Coding region: 226-1821 (531 amino acids)
Biological process (GO): regulation of fatty acid beta-oxidation; protein processing
Cellular component (GO): peroxisome
Molecular function (GO): serine-type endopeptidase activity
Source: RefSeq, a predicted model, not a curated record